Molecule: messenger RNA, 1384 nt
Organism: Labrus bergylta (ballan wrasse)
Lineage: Eukaryota; Metazoa; Chordata; Actinopteri; Labriformes; Labridae
Source: RefSeq, a predicted model, not a curated record
CGGCUGUGCCAAGCAAGAUCCGAGAGAGGGAGAGCGAGAGAGAGAAAGAGAGAGAGAGGGGGGGAAGAGGAGAGAGUGAGAGUGAGAGAGAGAGAGAGAUUGUGAAAAGACCGGCAGGAGGAGUGGGACUUGCUAUAAGGACACUAGCGACUCUUAAAUCCAGCAGCUGCUCUGUUUUUUACGCAGCAGAUUUGAAGAAACAAACAUCCACACAGGAGGAGCUGGGAGUGAAGGGAAAGCCUCCUGAUACAUCGCUGCUGUUUCACAUCUUCAGGAAUCAUCCUCAGCGGCAGACUAACUCGGGGGACCACCAGGACCUGCUACCAUGACCCGGGCUGUGGAUGUUGUGCUCACCGCUUUGCUCGCCGCGUCCCUCUCGUGCCGGUGCGCCCUCGCCGGUUACGGGAUCAGCCUGUUCGCGGCGCAGACCUCCCCCCCGGACCCCUGCUACGACGAGCACGGCAACCCGCGGCGCUGCAUCCCGGACUUCGUCAACUCCGCCUUCGGCAAGGAGGUGAAGGUGUCCAGCACCUGCGGCAAGACCCCCAGCCGCUACUGCGUGGUGACCUCCGCGGAGAAAGGGGACGAGAGGACCAGGAACUGUCACACCUGCGACGCGUCGGACCCGAGGAAGUACCAUCCUCCCGCGUACCUCACGGACCUCAACAACCCGCACAACCUCACGUGCUGGCAGUCGGAGAACUUCAUCCAGUACCCGCAGAACGUCACCCUGACUCUGUCCCUGGAGAAGAAGUUCGAGGUGACUUACGUGAGCCUGCAGUUCUGCUCGCCGCGGCCUGAAUCCAUGGUGAUUUAUAAGUCCAUGGACUACGGGAAAACGUGGGUGCCCUUUCAGUUUUACUCCACGCAGUGCCGGAAGAUGUACAACAAACCGAACCGAGCCGCGAUCACCAAGCAGAACGAGCAGGAGGCCGUGUGCACGGACUCCCACACCGACAUGUACCCUCUGACCGGCGGCCUCAUCGCCUUCAGCACGCUGGACGGGAGACCCUCCGCGCACGACUUUGACAACUCCCCGGUGCUGCAGGACUGGGUCACGGCCACCGACAUCAAAGUCAUCUUCAGCAGGUUGCACACGUUCGGGGACGAGAACGAGGACGACUCGGAGCUGGCCCGGGACUCGUACUUCUACGCCGUGUCCGACCUGCAGGUCGGGGGGAGAUGCAAGUGCAACGGCCACGCGUCCCGGUGCGUAAAGGACCGGGACGGGAGUCUGGUGUGCGAGUGCAAACACAACACCGCGGGGCCGGAGUGCGACAGGUGCAAACCUUUCCACUACGACAGACCGUGGCAGAGAGCCACAGCCCGGGAGGCCAACGAGUGCGUGGGUGAGUCCAUCCUCAGUGUCCGUCAUAGAAAAUGA